AUGCCGCCUGCUACAACGUCGAAAGGGAAACCUCCUACCCUCAACGCUCUUCAGAAGAAGCUGAAAGGAUUGCAGACAUCAUUCAACAAUGUGCAUAACUUCAUAAAGGAGUGCUCGGAAGCCACCAAGGCCAGCGAAUUUUCGGUACGUUUGGAACGGCUAGAAUUACUAUGGGACAAGAUGAAUGAUACGAUCGACGAAAUCGAAUGCCACGAAGAGAAUGUAGAUGUGGAAUCACCGGUAAAAGAAAGAGUGGACUUUGAAAAUAGAUUCUUCGAGUUGAAGGCGUUUCUCAUCGAUCGACUGAAAAACGAUCCCGAAGCUGCACCAUUAAAUCAAUCUGUACGGCCCACCGAACCACUCACGACACACGCCAAAUUACCACAAAUAAGUUUACCAAAAUUUGGGGGAAAAAUCGAGGAAUGGCUUAAUUUCCGCGAUCUAUAUAUGUCGCUUAUUCAUUUGCAGCCUGAUCUCCCAGAAGUUGAAAAAUUUCAUUACUUGAGAAGUCAAUUGGAAGGAGAGGCACUCAAUUUAAUCAACACUCUUCCGCUUACCAAGACAAACUAUAUGGUUGCUUGGGAUAUGCUGGUCCAGCGCUAUUCGAAUACUAAGAUUUUAAAGAAGAAAAACGUCCAAGCUUUGUUCGAGUUGCCAUCCAUACGACGAGAGUCUGCCGAGGAAAUGCACUCUCUUUUGGAAUCGUUUGAAGCAACCGUGAAAUCGUUAGACAAUACUAUUGAUCAACAAGGAGAUUAUAAAGAUUUACUCUUACUACAUAUGCUGAGUUCUCGUCUCGACAGUGCCUCACGGAGAAGUUGGGAGGACUUUUCAUCGUCGAAAGAACACGACACAAUUAAGGACCUGACUGGCUUUAUGCGCAGAAGAAUUCACAUGUUAGAGGCAAUAUCAACUAAACCAGAUUGCACUAAGGCAGAAUGCAGCCAACCAAACAAAAGAAAGCUUCUUCCGACGACUAAAUCGUGCAACGUUGUAUUGAAUACUGCGUCUUCCAAACGAUGUUUAAGCUGUUCGGACAAUCAUCCAUUGUAUUUGUGCCCUGUAUUUAAGAAUAUGCAAGUCCAAGAAAGAGACAAUCUGUUACGAACCAAUUCAUUAUGCCGUAAUUGCUUCAGACGUGGACAUCAAGCCAAGGACUGUUCUUCUAAAUAUGUAUGCCGGCACUGUAGGGGCAAGCAUCAUUCUUUGGUAUGUUUCAAGGAAAACGGUAAACCAAUUGGGUCAACUGAUACUUCAAGGGAUACAGCUACAAGGAGUGCAGACGCAGAGGCGGCGGCUACCAGUAACAACACGGUACAUGCUGCAGCUGCUCAGGUGACGAGCUACAGCUCGAUUAAGGUUCCAGCGACAGGUGUUCUUUUAUUAACGGCUGUGGUGGUCGUACAAGACGAAUCUGGUAGUCAUCAUUUAGCAAGAGCCCUAUUGGAUUGUGCUUGUCAAUGUGAUCUCGUUUCUAAAAGGUUUAGUCAGCUGCUUAAAUCGAAAAGGCAGUCUACGAAUAUGGAUAUUAUUGGAGUCAAUGGAAAGGUGGAAAAAAUUACGAACUUCGUAAAUGUAACAAUUAAAUCGCGCGUCACUAAUUACCAAAUACCGGUGGAACUCAACAUUCAUCCUUGUUUGUCUACUACAAUACCAGGUUUAUCUCCUACUGCAAAUAAUUGGAACUUACCGGAGGGAAUACAGCUAGCCGAUCCGUCACUGUUUGAGUCUCAUAAAGUGGAUUUGAUUCUUGGUGGAGGAUCAUUUUUUGACUUCUUUCGCACUGGAAGGCGUAUACCUCUUGGGAAAGAUAUGCCUUUGUUUGUCGAUUCGGUUUUUGGCUGGGUUGCAAGUGGAAAAUACCCAGUUGUGCAUAAUACAGCAGCGGUUAGUUGUAACGUGGCAGUUACCAAUAAACUAGAAGAGUUACUAACACGGUUCUGGCAGAGUGAGGAGAUCGGCUUAGACAAUAAAUUCUCACCGGGAGAGCUUCGAUGCGAAGAGCAUUUUCAACAAACUUUCAAAAGAGAUGCUGCUGGCCGCUAUAGCGUCUCGCUUCCGAAAGACGAGGCAAUCUUACAACAGCUGGGGCAUACGCAGAACAUUGCCUGUUAUAGAUUUCAUCAAAUGGAGAGGCGAUUAGAAAGAGAUCCGGAGCUAAAGAGGCAGUACCAUAACUUUAUGCUGGAAUAUGAACAGUUGGGACAUAUGCGGAGAGUGCCUGAUGAGGAUGUUACGAAGAUACAACGUUUCUAUCUGCCUCACCAUCCAGUGGUGAAAGAUUCUAGUAGCACGACGCGUGUAAGGGUGGUUUUCGAUGCAUCUUGUAAAUCAUCUUCGGGUGUUUCUCUCAAUGACGCCCUAUUAGCUGGACCUGUAGUACAGGAGGACUUGCGAAGUAUAAUCCUGCGGUGCAGAACUCGGUUGGUACUAUUAGUUGCGGAUGUGGAAAAAAUGUUCCGUCAAAUUAACAUUGACAAGACGGAUGCCCCACUGCAGAGCAUUUUGUGGCGUUCAACUACUGACUCGCCACCGGCAACAUACGAACUUUCUACAGUAACAUACGGGACGAAACCGGCACCCUUCCUUGCAACAAGGACAUUAAAGCAAUUGGCACUGGAUGAAGGUAAACGAUUCCCACUGGCAGCGGCGGCGGUUAUGAAGGAUUUUUAUGUCGAUGAUGUUAUUACUGGCACCGAUGAUGCUGAACAAGCAAAAGAGCUACGAUGUCAGCUUGAUGAGCUAUUGCAGUCUGGUGGUAUGCGGCUUCGAAAAUGGUCUUCGAACUAUGCUUCGGUGUUAGAGGGACUAAAACCAGAGGAUUUGGCAGAUUCAGUGGCAGAAGGCAUUAAACUUGAUCGUGAUCCAUCGGUUAAAACAUUAGGCUUGACAUGGUAUCCCCAAACAGACGCAUUUGCCCUGCAGUUGCAAAUCCCAUCUAUCUCAAACGAUCAAGAGCUAACCAAGCGGAAGGUAUUAUCUUAUAUAGCGAUGCUGUUUGAUCCUUUAGGUCUGAUAGGAGCGGUUAUAACAACAGCAAAAAUAUUUAUGCAAACGCUAUGGCAAUUGGAAGACGACAACCAAGAGAAAUUGGAUUGGGAUUCGGUUCUGCCAACAAGAGUAGAAAAUGAAUGGCGCACAUUUCACGAGCAGCUUCCAAUACUUAAACAGCUACGGGUAGAAAGAAUGAUUAUUAUUCCUGGGUCGGUGGGCAUGGAGGUCCAUUGCUUCUCGGAUGCCUCAGGAAAGGCUUACGGGGCAAAUUUAUAUAUAAAAUCCUGGAAUUCGGCUGGUCAUGUUAAGGUAGCGCUACUCUCUUCCAAGUCACGAGUGGCCCCAUUGAAGACUCAGUCCAUCCCGCGGCUCGAGCUUUGUGGUGCACUAAUGGCAGCAGAACUGUUCGUCAAGGUGAAGGAGGCUAUCGACAUUGAAGGGGAUGUUUAUUUUUGGACGGACUCGACAACAGUGCUGCGCUGGUUACAGGCUUUACCGACUAUAUGGACGACAUUUGUUGCCAAUCGAGUGGCAAAAAUACAAAAUAUCACGGAACGUUGCCUUUGGAAACAUGUUCCAGGUACACAAAAUCCUGCGGAUAUGACGUCACGCGGUAUAUUUCCGGAAAGUAUAAUUGAAAAUCGCGUUUGGUGGGAAGGUCCUGAGUGGCUGGCUUUCAGUAUUGAUAAAUGGCCAGUACAACAUGAAAUUACAGAUUCAACAGAAGCAGAUCAGGAGUUUAAACGGUCGGCAGUUGGGGCAGUUGGCGCUUGCAACUUAGGUUUCAACGAUUGGUAUUUUGCGCGUUUCUCCGAGUAUACGACAUUGAUUCGGCAAACAGCAUAUUGCCAGCGGUUUAUUAAAAAUUUUCGGGUCAAGCUUCAAAUUGGCCAAUCCGUGCCGGGGCCAAUAACAGCAUUAACGGCACCAGAAUUACGUACGGCAGAGUUGACAGUGACUCGACUCGUUCAACAAGAAGCUUUCAGUAAGGAAUAUCGAGCGUUGUCUCAGGGUAAAGCCAUUCCCAGGCACUCGCCGCUUCGUUGGUUUUAUCCGGUGCUUUCACACGAUGGUGUUAUUCGUUUAGGAGGAAGGUUGGGAAGAUCGCAGGAGUCAGAGGAGGCAAGGCAUCCUAUGGUGCUGCCUGCACGUCAUCAUUUAACUAAAUUAUUGCUGAAACACUAUCAUUUAAAAUUGCUCCAUGCAGGACCUCAACUAAUGUUAAGCAGCGUUAGGCAAAAAUUCUGGCCGCUCGGAGGACGGAGCGUAGCAAAACAAAUAAUCCAUCAGUGUCUGCGAUGCAGUCGUGUAAAACCUACAACUAUGCGUCAGUUUAUGGCAGAACUUCCGGCUUCUCGUGUUACAGCAGCUAAAGCGUUUUCGACAACUGGCGUUGAUUACUUUGGCCCAAUAUACAUUCGUCCGGGCUAUCGUCGAACGGCAGUGAAGGCAUACGUGUCCGUGUUCGUCUGCUUCACCACAAAGGCCGUGCACUUGGAGCUGGUCGGAAACUUAUCUACGGCAUGUUUCAUUCAAGCGCUGCGUAGGUUUGUGGCAAGGCGCGGUUUCUGUUCCAGUAUCCACUCUGAUAAUGGAACUAACUUUGUUGGGGCCAGGAAUCAGCUAAAGGAGCUUAUGGAAAAUCUCAAAAGUAAACAUCAUCACAACGUGGUGGCAAGGGAGUGUGCCAAGGACAACAUCCAAUGGCACUUUAUUCCGCCAGGUGCACCCCACUUCGGAGGAUUGUGGGAGGCAGCUGUGCGUUCGGCAAAACAUCAUCUGCUAAGAGUAUUAGGGGAGAUACCUGUUUCGUACGAGGACAUGCUUACAACUUUGACCCAGGUGGAAGCCUGUCUCAACUCUCGACCCUUAACGCAGCUGACAGACGACCCUAAUGAUCUAGAACCACUAACUCCGGGACACUUUCUAGUGGGUGAUUCUCUCCAAGCGGUUCCGGAUACGGAUUUUACUAAUGUACCAGCGAAUAGGCUCAACCAUUGGCAGGCAGUGCAGAAGAAGGUGCAAGAUUUCUGGCGAAGAUGGCGUGUCGAAUAUUUAACUCAACUUCAAGGGCGAUCCAAACGUUGGCAACCACCUGUAGCAGUUGAACCAGGUAAACUAGUAGUUAUUCAAGAAGAUAAUGUGCCUCCGAUUCGAUGGCGCAUGGGGCGCAUCCAACACACUCAUCCAGGAGCUGACGGAGUCGUGAGAGUAGUUACACUCAAGACGGCAAAGGGAGUUUUUCAGCGACCAGUGGAAAAAAUUUGUCUGUUACCGGUUGCAACAGUGACAGAGGAUGGAGUUCCACAAAUUUAA
Molecule: messenger RNA, 5310 nt
Organism: Sabethes cyaneus
Lineage: Eukaryota; Metazoa; Arthropoda; Insecta; Diptera; Culicidae
Exons: 1
Coding region: 1-5310 (1769 amino acids)
Biological process (GO): DNA integration
Molecular function (GO): zinc ion binding; nucleic acid binding
Source: RefSeq, a predicted model, not a curated record